Molecule: messenger RNA, 3614 nt
Organism: Cyprinodon variegatus (sheepshead minnow)
Lineage: Eukaryota; Metazoa; Chordata; Actinopteri; Cyprinodontiformes; Cyprinodontidae
Gene: wdr17
Product: WD repeat domain 17
Exons: 26
Coding region: 95-3088 (997 amino acids)
Molecular function (GO): protein binding
Source: RefSeq, a predicted model, not a curated record
ACGACGCUGGGAUGCGGCAGCAUCCGUAGGAGCGGCAGGACUCCAUUCAGCAGCUGUCCGCCACGGAGCGGCCUGUCUACACCUUACGGUGAGGAUGGCCAAGGUGAAGCAGGUGGGCCUCCUGGCAGCAGGCUGUCAGCCUUGGAACAAAGAUGUGUGUGCAGCUAGUGGAGACCGCUUCGCCUACUGUGCUACGCUGGCCAUCUACAUCUACCAGGUGAAUUUACCCCUGUGGAGUAAAAGCCAGAAGCAUGUGCUGCGUCCGGAGUCUUUAGAGGGGACGGAUGAAGAGGACCCCAUCAGUGCCCUGGAGUGGGACCCCCUGUCAACUGACUACUUACUAGUGUCAAACCUCCAUAACGGCAUCAGGCUGGUGGACAGCGAGGGUCUGGCAUGCAUCACGUCCUUCUGUUUCCCCUCGGCUGCUGCAUCCGUUCAGUGUUUGGCCUGGGUCCCAUCAGCUCCCGGCAUGUUCAUUACUGGAGAUUCACAGGUUGGAGUAUUAAGAGUGUGGAACGUGUCUCGGUCCACUCCGUUGGACAGCUUUAAGCUGAAGAAGACAGGGUUUCAUGCCCUGCACGUCCUCAACUCCCCUCUGACCAAAAAAGCUCAGAGCUCCUGUUCUCCCAGUAAAAGCCAGCACACCAGUUCCACCAGCGAGGCUGUCCCCCCACCUACUCUGUCCCAGAACCGGGCCUUCUCUCUGCCGCCUGGCCAUGCGGUCUGCUGCUUCAUGGAUGGUGGUGUUGGACUCUAUGAUAUGGGAGCCAAGAAGUGGGAUUUCCUACGUGACCUGGGUCAUGUAGAAACUAUCUUUGACUGCAAGUUCAAACCAGAUGAUCCCAACCUCCUGGCAACGGCUAGUUUUGAUGGAACGAUAAAAAUCUGGGACACCAACACGUUGACGGCUGUACAUACCUCACCUGGCAACGAAGGAGUGGUUUACUCGCUGUCCUGGGCUCCAGGUGACCUGAACUGCAUCGCAGGAGCAACAUCUCGUAACGGAGCAUUUAUCUGGGACGUCAGGAAAGGAAAAAUCAUUACCCGCUUUAACGAGCACGGUAAAAAUGGCAUAUUCUGCAUCUCGUGGAGCCACAAAGACUCCAAGAGGAUCGCCACGUGCAGCGGAGACGGUUUCUGCAUCAUCCGAACCAUCGAUGGGAAGAUACUGCAUAAGUACAAACAUCCUGCUGCUGUUUUUGGCUGCGACUGGAGCCAGAACAACAAUUUAUUUUAUGUUUCUACGGUUUUAAAGUUUGUUUAUUGGAGCAGCACGGUCAGGAUCUGGGACUACACUCAGGAUGCUUGUAUCAACGUGCUGAGCGGUCACACAGCUCCGGUCCGAGGCCUGAUGUGGAACACCGAGGUUCCUCACCUCCUCAUCUCAGGUUCCUGGGAUUACACCAUCAGAGUGUGGGACACCAGAGACGGGACGUGUCUCGAUACGGUCUACGACCACGGAGCCGAUGUCUAUGGUUUGACGUGCCACCAGAGCCGUCCCUUCACCAUGGCCAGCUGCAGCAGGGACAGCACGGUCAGGCUGUGGUCCCUCACGCCCCUCAUCUCUCCUCUGCUGCUGAACAUCCUGACUGAGCAGCCGUGGGAGAAGAUAAUCGGAAACACAGACAAGGCGAUGGUCCCCGGCUCGCCGCCGCUACUCUGUGGGAAGGUGUCCAGAGACAUCAAGCAGGAGCUGGAUAAACUGAGCGGGAACGCCAGGGCCAGGAAGCUGCGCUGGUUUUCUGAGUGCUUCUCUCCUCCAGGGGGCAGCGGUAACCUGUGGGACCUGGUCUUCGUUAUAAACGGUCAGGACGACUCGCUGCUUCCUGCCAGCUACAGUAAAGGAGUGAUGCACAUGAAACACCUGGUCAAGUUUAAAACGUCUGAAGCUCAGGAGCUGACGAUUGUUAAGAUGUCCAAGUUUGGAGGAGGCAUCGGAGCUCCCAGUAAAGAGGAGCGUCUGAAAGAAGCAGCGCAGAUCCAUCUGAGACUGGGCCAGAUCCAGAGAUACUGUGAGCUGAUGGUGGAACUGGGAGAGUGGGAGAAAGCCUUAUCUGUGGCACCCGGAGUCUCCAUGAAGUACUGGAAGAAACUCAUGCAGAGACGAGCCGAUCAGCUGAUGGCCGAGGAUAACGACGACGCCAUCCCGUACUGCGUCGCCACCGGGGACAUUAAAAAACUCGUGAGCUUCUUCACCAGCAGAGGGCAGCUGCUGGAAGCCUUACUGAUCGCACAGGGUGCGUGCGAAGGGAACAUCCGUCCACCACCUACUUCCUCCAUCAACCACACAGCCAACGACGUGGACAACAGACAGCAGUACCAGAGCCUCCUUCAUAUCGUUUGUAGGGGACUUGCAGAUUGGUAUUUCCAGGACGGAUGCUCGGUCCUGGCUGCAUGCUGCCACCUGGCUGUCGACAACAUCCAGGAGGCCAUGGUCAACCUGAUCCGCGGAAACGAGCUGGAGUUGGCUGCAUUUGUAGGACUCGUCCUGGGAGAGGCUGCCAGUCAGAGCACGGCUUAUUGCCUUGAACUGUUGGCGAGGAAGUACAUGACCCCCUCAACAUGGGAGCUUUCAGUUGACCUGCUGCAGAUGAUCCCCGACAACCAUAUUUUACUGGCUAAGCUGUGUGCAUUUUACCCAGGAAGCUCUGCGGAAAUCAACCAACUGCACGAGAGGGUGGCUCACUUAGACACACACUACAACCAGCUGCUGAAGAGGAGAGAGGUCUGCGUCCCUCUGAAGAUCGAGCAGCUGUCGGUGGAGAUGGAUGCAUGGAGGGCGUGCACGCAACCCGACUGCAGUCAACCAUCAGAGAGCCAGACAGAGGAGUUCAGCUGCCUGGAGAGGAGAAUCCUGCCAACAGAACCAGCUACCUUGGUUCUGAACGGAGCCGAUUACGUGACUGGCUCAAACCUGCCGAGCCACUCAGACCUUCACCUGUCCUGUUUCACUGGACACAGGAUCCAGGGUCCAGUGUUUUUACUGGAGGACAAUAAAUCAGCCAUUUCCCUAAAUGAUGCGUUAAUGUGGGCCAAGGUGAACCCGUUCUCCCCGCUGGGAACAGGAGUCCGGAUCAAUCCCUUCUAACCUGGAGAGGAACCUGAACACAGAAGAGUAUUAACCGAGGAUGACGAGCUGAGCGGACAGGAACAUUUCAAAUGACUCGCAGUGGAAAGAACGUAGAUUCUUUUUAACCUCUAGGGUUCUGCUUUUCAGGACUACAUUUAAUUACAAAAACAAAACAUUUUACACCAAAACGUUCCAUCAUGUCAAGAAAAACUAAGCAUAAGUGAUCUGCCUGUAGAUCCAGCAGCUUUAAGAAGCCUGUGGAACCCUCUUUAAAGGUUUGUAGAACCCUCUUCAGCAGAGCCAUGAAGAAAAGAGAGUUCUGAAAACUCCAUUGUUGAUGAUUGGCAACAUUUCAAAUACCAAUUUAACACACAGAGCUUCAGUUGUUUGUGGGAAGUUAGCCGCUCAUGCUAGCAUUGCCAUAGACAUUAGCAAACCAUGCUAAACUCCUGGAAAAAAGACAAGUCAUCAUUAUCACAUCGUUCUCUCUGCUUCUACCUAGCAUUAAAAAAAAAUAAUGAAUGUGUGAGAUGGAUAAAACGGA